This is a messenger RNA of Neltuma alba, 2361 nucleotides long. RefSeq names its product MLO-like protein 4. Bases 642 to 2210 code for a protein of 522 amino acids. The transcript is spliced from 17 exons. Gene Ontology annotation, cellular component: membrane. The record is from RefSeq and is a predicted model, not a curated record. Lineage: Eukaryota; Viridiplantae; Streptophyta; Magnoliopsida; Fabales; Fabaceae. Gene Ontology annotation, biological process: defense response.
UUAAAAAAGACAAGAAUUAAAUUCCUUCCGCUCUAUGCAGCUAUUGUUGGUUGCCAGUUUUAAUUCUCAUUCUAAUUAAUAUGACUACACAAUAACCGCAUGCGAAGUUGAGGCAAAUUUAAUUCUUUUGUUGUUCUUCAAACUGCCAUGAACUACAAAUCAGAAGGAAGAAAUUCUUGAUAACUAUUGAAAAAUAAGAUAUGAAUUGGUUGUAGAAGAUCAUUGACGACUCUUUCUUGACUUCUCCCCCACUUUGAUUCAAGUCUUCUUGGUGUAACUGGUCGGUGGGACCUUUCAAAUUAUAACAACUCAAUAAAACUGACCCAUGGUACAAGAUGCAACCUGAGAAUUGACACGUUAACCGAAACCGCCUUGUUUAGGUAAUGAGUUUAUUGGAUCCCAUUAGUCUCAGACCGGUUCAUGACAGCGCAGCCAAUUUAUAUGUGCUCAGUUGUUCUGAACAAAGGCUCAACGUUCUGCCUCUGCAAACCCCCAACGACCACAUGCUCACAUUAAUGGCCAACAUCUUGCUCUGCUCCAUCAAACUGACCUUAAAUAUGUUUAGGUUAAUUGUUCUUGUCUCAUGUAAAGAAGAAGCUCAAAUGUUUAGAAGAGUGUGGGUUCCGAGAUAGAAUGCACAAAUGGUGGAAGAAAAUAUGGAAGGAAGAUCCCUGGCUGAAACCCCCACUUGGGCAGUUGCAACCGUCAUCACUCUAUUGGUCACUACAAGUUUCUUGUCUCACGUCUCAUUGAAAAAAAUUAUAAAGUGGUUGAACAGAACCAAGAGAAAAUCUCUGCUUGCCGCAAUGGAAAAGAUCAAAGAAGAGCUUAUGCUUUUUGGGUUGCUUUCAUUGCUGAUGGGUCAUUGGACUAUUUUUGUGGCAAAGAUUUGUGUCAAGUCUUCAGUUUUAAGCAGCAAAUUUUUCCCGUGUGCUGUGGAAGGCAAUUCAUCAAUCCGUUCAAGUUUAGAGCAUCAUAAUAUGACAGUUUUCAACGAGCAUGGGAACUCUGGGCUGCAUGAUUAUUGCCCUGAGGGUCACGAGUCAUUUGCUUCUUAUCACAGCCUUGAACAGCUUCAUCGUUUCAUAUUUGUCCUGGGGAUUACUCAUGUUUCCUACAGUUUUGUCGCUAUUGCCUUGGCCAUGAUUAAGAUAUAUAGCUGGAGAGCAUGGGAAAGUGAAGCAAAGACAAUGGCUAUGCAGAGUUUACAAGAUCCUUCGCAAGUCACAUCAAAUGUAAGAUUUAGACGGCUUUCUACGUUCAUUGUUCACCAGGCGUCCCAUCCCUGGAGUCAGCACAAAGUUCUUGUUUGGCUGCUUUGCUUCAGCCGCCAAUUCUGGAGUUCCAUCAACCGAGCUGAUUACAUGGCAUUGCGCUUAGGUUUUGUUACAACUCAUCAGCUUCCCCUGACGUAUGAUUUCCACAACUACAUUCUUCGAAGCAUGGAUGAUGAGUUCCGUGACAUUGUUGGUGUUAGCGUGCCUCUCUGGAUAUAUGCCAUUUGUUGCAUUUUCCUAGAUUUUCAUGGAAGCCACUUCUACUUUUGGCUUUCUUUCAUUCCAACAAUUUUGCUCCUGGUAAUUGGUACUAAACUGCAUCGGGUGGUGGUAAAGCUGGCUGUGGAGAUAAUGGACCGUUGCCCAUAUAUGAAGCACACUCAAUUCAACUUACGAGAUGAGCUCUUCUGGUUUGGGAAGCCAAGGCUUCUUCUGUGGUUAAUUCAGCUCAUAUCCUUCCUGAAUGCAUUUGAAAUGGCAUCAUUCAUAUGGUCCCUUUGGGAAAUCAGAGAACCUUCUUGUUUCAUGGACAGUCGAACCUUGGUUGUAAUCCGCUUGUCAUUUGGGGUCAUCUCCCAAAUCUGGUGCAGCUUCAUAACGUUUCCUCUGUAUGUUAUCGUCACGCAGAUGGGGUCGCGGUUCAAGAAGUCUGUGAUAUCUGAGAAUGUGAGAAAAUCACUCUCAAAAUGGAAGAAGAGAGUGAAGAGCAGACAAAGUCCUUCUGCCUCGCUCCUUGGCGCGACAACAACAUCAGUGACAACGUUGUCCGAUUUGAUGACGUCCGAGAUGGUGAACUCAAAUUACAAUGCAAUAAACAGUGAUGAAGGAAGCUCCUCGGGAACUAAGGAGUCUGGUCUCUCGCAUGAUCUUGAUGAUUACUCGGAUACCCAUAUACAUUACGAUUCUUCUCCUUCGCUGACUUUGAGAAUUUGAGAUUCCUUCUCAUGAAUACGUGCAGCCAACCAUUUGCUUAAGGAAAAUUCAAGGAGGAAAGGGAAUAUCAGAGAGAAAUAUCUAUCUUUUGCUUGGUACACUAUGAUUAAAAGUUCAAUGAGUUAUUGGUGCUUCUCUUCAGUAAUGGAAA